CAGUGGCGCGGCUGCUGGACUCCGUCGACCUGUGGACCAACCAGAGAGCAGUCACAUGCUGAGCCUGGGAAGCGGAAGCAGCGGAGAGAGACGCCUGGGCAGCGAUGUAAACAGCCAGUGGGGAUGGAGGAUGGGAACACGCAGUAGCAGUAGUGCGGGCGGAGGAGGAGCUUCAGGAGAUUCUCCAGGAGGCUUCAACAACAAUUCAGGAUCUCGUGGUCUCCAUGAUGAUGAUGAUGAGGAGAACGUUGACCUGGCGCAGGUAUUGGCGUAUCUCCUGCGCAGGGGGCAAGUACGGCUAGUGCAGGGAGGGGGGCCCGAAAGCUUGCACCUGGUACAGUCCCUAUCUGAUUCUGAUGAUGACAAUGACAGUGCUUGGGAGGGCUGCUUGGGGGACCGCUACAAUCCCCCUGAGAAUGUUUUAUUACCAUCUCAUAUAGUUGAUCCAACCCCGGACACUGCUGUACUGGAUCAGAGCCAGAUAAGAACCCAGGUUCUGCUAGCUACAGGAAGAAUAGGAACACGCAAGGAAAAGAGCAUUACACGCCAGCUACUGGAGAGAGAGCGAGGAGGGUGCGGUUUCUCCCAUGGAGAACGCUGCCGUGUGACAUCUCACUUUCUGCCAAACCAUGUGUUUGCCACAGAUUCAUACUCUCAGAAGGCUUUCUGUGGAGUGUAUUCACCAGAUGGAUCCACCUUCAUGUCUGCCUGCCAGGAUCAAAAUAUUCGUCUCUAUGACUGCCGACAUGGAUCCUUCAAGAAGUUCCGGACCGUGAAGGCUCGAGAUGUGGGCUGGAGUGUCCUAGAUGUUGCAUUUACUCCAGAUGGGGGGCACUUCUUGUACUCUAGCUGGUCUGACUACAUUCACGUUUGCAACAUAUAUGGUGAUGCAGAAUCGCACACCGCACUGGACCUCAGUCCUUCAGACCGACGAUUUGCUGUUUUCUCUCUCACUGUCUCGUGUGAUGGUCGGGAGGUGCUCGGUGGAGCCAAUGAUGGGUGUGUGUAUGUGUACGACAGAGAACAAAACCGUCGAACACUGAAGAUUUCCUCUCAUGAGGAUGAUGUGAAUGCCGUCUCAUUUGCUGAUGACAGCUGCCACAUCUUGUAUUCUGGUGGCGAUGAUGCUCUGUGUAAAGUGUGGGACCGUCGUACAAUGCGCGAGGAUGAUCCUAAACCAGUGGGAUUGUUAGCUGGUCAUCAAGAUGGUAUCACAUUCAUUGACAGCAAGGGAGAUGCCAGAUAUCUGAUUUCUAACUCUAAAGAUCAGAGUAUUAAACUCUGGGAUAUUAGGAGAUUUUCAGGACCAGAGGGCCUUGAAGCCUCUCGCAGAGCUGUGACCCAACAGAACUGGGAUUACCGAUGGCAACAGGUGCCCAAGAAAGCUCUCAGGAAAAAAUGCCUUCCUGGAGACACGUCUCUGAUGACUUACCGUGGCCACGGAGUGCUGCACACUUUGAUCAGGAGUCGUUUUUCCCCUGCGUACAGCACUGGCCAGCAGUAUGUGUACAGUGGCUGCUCCACUGGUCGAGUCGUAAUAUAUGACUUGCUAACUGGUGAGAUAGUGAAGAAACUGACAAACCACAAAGCAUGUGUACGGGACGUGAACUGGCACCCAUGUGAUAACAGGCUUGUGAGCAGCUCUUGGGAUGGAACUGUUCGUGUCUGGGAACACCGUCAGUCAGAGAUUUAUGAAGAGGAUCUGCAUAAAGCACCCCUAGAGUCUGAAGGCAGCCCUGCUAGCAGUUCAUGUUCCUGGUAGACUCUUGCACUGACCACUGACUGGCUUGCUAUGAGACUGAAGGCAGACGGACAGCUCAUAAAAUUAUAUAUGCUUUAUAUGUGUGGCCGGAUAAAUGUGAUUGUAUGGGAGAAUUUUUAUUUAGGGACUGGUAAAACAAUGAGUGGACUACUGACCCUACUGAGGUUAGUUGGCCAAGUGGGCGAGCUCUUUAUAACGGAUGUCACAGUUUUGGUGUAGGGUUCGUUUGGAACACAGCAGCGACACCUGUUUUGACAUAUGCUGAACAGAGGACACUUCCAUGGUGGUGGUGUUGUGUUCCUGAUUCCCACUUCUAUAAUAAACAUGUCUCAAAUA
Messenger RNA from Pseudophryne corroboree (corroboree frog), 2098 nucleotides. RefSeq names its product DDB1 and CUL4 associated factor 11 (gene DCAF11). Gene Ontology annotation, biological process: proteasome-mediated ubiquitin-dependent protein catabolic process. Bases 56 to 1762 code for a protein of 568 amino acids. The transcript is spliced from 15 exons. The record is from RefSeq and is a predicted model, not a curated record. Gene Ontology annotation, molecular function: protein binding. NCBI's taxonomy places the organism in Eukaryota, Metazoa, Chordata, Amphibia, Anura, Myobatrachidae. Gene Ontology annotation, cellular component: Cul4-RING E3 ubiquitin ligase complex.